AUGACAGACGAAAAGAUCUUACUUGAAGCAUUGACAUCAUCAGAUUUCAAAGUAUCAAUUCAUGACAAGAAACGAACAGAUGCGGAAGCAACAAAAAUGGUCAUAGAAAAUAAACAACAAUUGGGUGAGCAACUUGAUAUCGACGCUAUCAACAAGAAAAAUGAUGAUAGAGAAUCCUUAUUAACUAUUUAUAAAAGUAUGCCAAGUGAACAACAAAAGAAAGUUAUUGAAAUAUUGAAACAAUCUGGUUUGGCUGAUCCAUUAACAAAAGAAAACAUUGUACAAAAUGCUUUUACUGUUGAUAAAACGAUUCGAGAUAACGCAUAG
Molecule: messenger RNA, 327 nt
Organism: Adineta ricciae
Lineage: Eukaryota; Metazoa; Rotifera; Eurotatoria; Adinetida; Adinetidae
Source: the annotation of a GenBank genome assembly